GCUGGCAUUUGGCAUCGUGAUACUGCACCGCAGCCUACAAGUUGAAGUUGGACAUCAGCACUGGCACCGUCAGCCCAAGUUAUCGGUACCAAUCCUGAGGCUGCACGCAUGCCGAUUGCCCCUUGACGCCAACUAUCGGUAAAGGCCGCUUCUAACUUCCCUGGCGCUAUACAUUCUUCGCGUCCAAUGUAUCACAAUACCCCAUGAUCCACACGACGACCAGAAUCACCAUCCUCUUCCUAAAGCCCAAGCUCUGGCAUAUAGGAGAUGCCCCCUCCGGCUGGAUCCAAGAGAAAGCGAGGAGACAGAACAUAUUCAGAUGACCAGCAAUAUUCCCGUCCUUCACCACAUCGACCUGGGAGCCUGAACCUCGCCCAUCAGGCAUCCUUUCAAGGUUCAGGAAAUGACCGUGACUAUAAUCAGUCGCGCGGCAGGGGCGGCAGACGGUAUAGCAGAGGAGGUCGAGGCGGCGGCUUUUCGUCCAGCCCCGUUGCUAACCCUAGUGAGGCCGUCGCACCUCCUUUGAAGACGCCUUCUGCGGACCCAGAACCCAGUAACACAAACGGCACAAUGGCCGUCGAUAUGGAAUCCGAUCCCCUGCCCGUCGAACUAUCAAGUCCUCCGGAACCUCAGCCGUACAAUUACACCUAUUUUACGAAGGAAGUCUGCUCCUCGUGGGAGACGGGAGGCAGGGCGGAUGUGCUGCGCCAGAGUCUGGAAGCAUUGCAAGAUGAAAGCACAGCUACCUUGGACGCCAUCAUGCAGGAGCUGAUACAGUCCGUUGUUUUUGGGAGGGUUCAACCGUCGGACGCUGGUGACUUGAUCAAAGAGGUCCUCCAGAAUGAAGAUACGAGCGGUGGGGGUCUUCAAUCUCCACCCUCUGCAACACCAGCACAGGCUGCAUUGCUUGAUUCAAUUUGCGUCUUCUUCGAAGGAAACACGACCAUUCCGGUUGAUCGCUUAUCAGUUUUUCUUGCGACAACUGGGAUCUCACCCGACUUACUACGGCUCGAACUCGAUGCACCUUUGCUCGAAAAGUUGGACUUGAUCCGGAACACAUUCAAUCGGAUGGGCAUCAGAAAACAAACCAACCUCCUGUAUCGGCAGGCUAACUUCAACCUGAUGCGGGAAGAGUCCGAAGGCUUCGCGAAGCUGAUGACCGAGUUGUUCACAACUAGUGGCAACGAGCCUCCUACUGCGGAGGUGGUGGAGGACACGGUUGAAAAGGUCAAGGCAAUGAUUGGGGCUUUUGACCUUGAUGUUGGCCGGAGCUUGGACGUUGUGCUCGAUGUGUUUGGCGCAGUUCUCGUCAAACAAUUUCGCUUCUUUGUCAAAUUUCUCCGUGCCAGUCCUUGGUGGCCACGAUCGCCAGGCCUGGAUAAGCCCGGCGCGACUGGGCGGGGGCUGCCUUUGUGGGCGCUUCCCGGCUCUUCAGAGUGGCAUCUUACUGAGGAGCAGAAGCUUCUAGUGGAAAGAGAGACGGAGGCUCGCGAUGGUGACUUUUGGCCUCGCGCGCGGGAGCAGGGCCUGCAGGCGUUUUAUCUCCUCGGCAGGACGCAAGUUCCGCAGGACCAACUGGAUCGUGCGUCUUCGGCAGGGGACGAGAUGACAACGCAAUGGAUCAAAGAGACGGGCACUCUCCCUGCGAGUGGAAAUCGCGAUGCUGCACAGCUGCUAGGAUUCAAGCUCAGGUUCUACUCCUCAUCUCCGGCACGGGAUGAGACGGACGUGCUGCCCGACCAUCUUAUUUACCUUGCCGCACUUCUGAUCAAGAUUGGCUUCAUCUCACUAAAAGACCUCUAUGCUCAUAUAUGGAGAACCGACGAAGAGAUGGAGGAGCUCAAGCAACAGAAAAUCAAAGAGAAAGCUGAAAGAGAGCGAGCCGCCCGGCCAGGUGCAGGCGCUAAGAACGCGCUGCUGAUGGCGGGUGCUUUGGCUGAUGAUACCCUGCCUGUUCCGUCUCGCUUAAAAGAGUCAACCACCCGCGCCAGCACACCCUCGAAAGAAGUCGAGGCCCAGAAGCCCGCCAUCAAAGAUACAGCUGAACCCGCGGAUCAAAAAGUGCUACUCUUAAAGAGCUUGCUCGCCAUCGGGGCUCUGCCAGAGGCCCUUUUCAUCCUCGGCAAGUUUCCGUGGUUGAUCGAUCUCUUCCCUGAAUUGCCAGAGUACGUCCACCGGAUCUUGCAUCACUGCCUAAGUAAGGCAUACAGUGAUGUGAGGCCUCUUCAGGACCGCCCAAGUCUCCGUGAACAGAAACCGGCAUACCAAACCGACCUACCAGGCCUCCAGAAAGGCCAGGUCAAGAUUGUUGCCACUCCUGAACGAAAAGUAUUGCGUUGGGCAUUGCUCGACAGGAACGACAGCACAGAUGGUACUGAUUAUCGCUUCUAUUGGGACGAAUGGAAUGAUAACAUACCAGUGUGUCAGACGGUUGAUGAUGUCUUCACCGUGUGCGAGACUCUCCUGCCUCUUGUUGGGGUCAAGAUUGGCCAAGAUCCUGUACUUCUUCUGAAGAUUGCCCGCAUUGGAAAGCAUAGUCUACAGACUGACAAGACGGAGUCCAACCGGUCACGCUGGUUAGACCUGAGUAAGCGGGUGCUUCUACCAGCCCUUAGCUUGACCAAGUCCAAUGCUGGAGUUGUGAACGAGGUCUUUGAAAUGAUCAGCCACUUCUCGGUCCACGUCCGCUACCUGAUGUACUUGGAGUGGUUGUCUGGAAAAACAUCCCGCAAUCCCGACGUCAAGGCAGCAUUUGACCAGGCCAAGGCUGAGACGAAGGACAUUCUCAAACGCAUCUCAAAUACCAACGUACGACUCAUGGCUCGGGCCUUGGCCAAGGUCGCCUUUGCAAAUCCUCACGUUGUCAUCACGACUGCCCUGACGCAGAUUGAAGUCUAUGAUAGUAUUGCUGAGGUCUUCGUCGAAGGCGCACGUUACUUUACCGACCUUGGCUAUGAUGUUCUCACAUGGGCAAUUGUAAGUUCAAUGGCGAAGGCGGGUCGAAGCCGUACCCAAGAGGGCGGUAUUUUCACCAGCCGGUGGCUUUCGGCGUUGGCGCACUUUGCCGGCAAGAUCUACAAGCGGUACGGCAUGAUGCGCCCUGGCCCCAUCUUGCAAUAUGUCUUCCAGCAACUCGAACAAGGGAACACAACGGACUUGAAAAUGCUGGAGCAAAUUGUUGUCUCCAUGGCAGGUAUUGCAACCGAUACAAGCUACAAUGACACACAACUGCAGGCUAUGGGAGGCGGUCCGUUACUCCAAUCGCAAACGAUAUUGCAGCUCCUCGAUCGGCGACACGACUCCAGAAAGACCUCUGAGCGGUUGAUGAGAUCCUUGCAGGAAACCGGCCUAGCUGCCAAAUUCCUGAUAUCAAUGGCUCAACAGCGGCAAGCUUGUGUUUUCGAGGCAGGCGAUGUGCCCCUUAAAGCUGUUGCCAACACAUAUGACGAAAUCCAUAGAGUGAUGGUUCAGUAUGUUGAGCUUCUGCGAAGCAAUCUCUCAGCAGAAGACUUCCGAGCCACUGUUCCUGACGUGGCAAGUCUGCUUAUUGACUACGAAAUCACUCCAGAAGUGGCUUUCUGGGUCAACCGGCCACUGAUCUCCAAACAAAUGGCUGAAUAUGACAAGGACCAUGCCAAAGAUCUUCGAGCCGAUGAGCUGGCUGUCAGCAAAGAGGUACAUGGCGAUGUGGAAAUGUCGGACCAGAUUAACGGUAGCGCUGAGGAAGAUGGCGAGGCUGUCGAGACAGAAAAUGUCGCGGCUGACACCCCAGCAAGCGAUACCAUGAAUUCUGCAAUAGAUCUCGACUCUGCCAGCAGGACGCCGGCUCAAGCUGAUGUCUCUUCUGAGGAUUGCUGGCAUCCAGUCAUGAAGGAUGUCAUGACAGCAAUACAGCCGGUUUUACCAGGAGAUGUGGUGGAGACCAUUGGGACAGGCUUCUAUGCGACCUUCUGGCAGCUGUCCUUAUACGAUAUCACCAUUCCCGGAAAAUCAUACGAGGAUGAACUCUCUCGGCAACACAAGAAGAUCGCCGCAAUUUCCGCAGACCGUUCAGAUGUCAGCGUCUCCGGAACGAAGAAGAAAGAAGCUGCAAAGAAGGAGAUAACAGACCUUAUCGACAAGCUACUAGUGGAGAACAAGCAGCAUCUCAAAGCAUUUGCAGAGAGCAAGGCUCGUUUGCAGCGGGAGAAAAAUCAAUGGUUCGAUGGGAAAGCAAGAAUGGACAAGCAGCUCAAUACUGCGCUGAUGGAGCACUGCUUUCUGCCUCGAAUACUCUUCUCCCCUCUGGAUGCAUAUUUCUGCUUUAAAUUCGUCAAGUUUCUCCACGGUGCUGGCACGCCGCAUUUCCGGACAUUGGGGUUUUAUGACCUACUCUUCAGACCAGCCCAACUGCAGUCACUCAUAUUCCUUUGCACUUCAAAGGAAGCCGACAAUCUUGGCAGAUUUCUCAAUGAAGUCCUCAAAGACCUGUCACGUUGGCACGGCUCGAAGGCGACCUACGAGAGAGAGGCGUGGGGAAGCAAGAAAAACCUACCUGGCUUUGCUAUGAAGGUGGAGAGCGGAAAGGUGGUAUCACUUCUUGACUUUGAGAGCUUUCGAAGGGUCCUCUAUAAAUGGCAUGGAAACAUGUUUGCGGCACUUCAGAAAUGUCUCACCUCCCCGGAAUACAUGCAUGCGCGGAACGCCAUAUCCGUCAUGCGUGCUGUUUCCGCAGUCUACCCUGUCGUGAACUGGCAUGGAACAGGCCUUCAGAAAGCGGUUGAUAAGUUGCGCGAGUCAGACAAGGAAGAUUUGAAGGUCUCAUCGGCGGCUCUGCUCGGUGCCUUGCACCGGAGGGAAAAGAGCUGGGUGAUCCCCCAGGCUUUCCGUCAAGGACAAGACAAGAAUGGCGAGCAUGAUCAGGGCGGGACCCAGGCGAAGACUGAAAUUACGAAGGACAAAGCAUCAGCUGAAAAUCCUUCUGCCAAGGAUGAGGCAAAGGAGCCGAAGGACGUCGUGAUGACUGAUGAACCAGCUAAACCAGAAAUCAAGGAAGACGUGAAAAAGACAGAGCCCUCCGCACCCGUCAAAAAUGACCAAGCUCGGCCAUCAGCGGAACCUUCAAGGCCCACCCAUCGGACUCCUGAACAGGUAUCGCGACCGCCAGCAAACGGUGCUUCCAUGCCAUCGCAACAGGAAGAGGAGACAUCUACACUGCCCAGACGAGAGCUCAGGCCCUCCCGACCCGAUUCAACCAGACCCCACGGUCAUUCGCGGCGACAGUCGCCCGCACCCUUAUCACGUCCUCUUCCACCCAGUCUGCCGAGUCGGCCGGAGCCGCCUGAAACUCGAAAUGGCCAUCGGGAUAGCCCACGUCUCUCAUCACGAGGACCAAGUGAAACUGGGGCGCCAACAACCGAUGCACGAAGCAGUCGGGAUGUACGGUCUGGCUAUCGUGGACACGAAGGUCCUUUGGAGGACUAUGAGAGACCGCCGCGCAGGUACGAACAACGUUCACUGCAUUCCGGGCGAGAAGAGCGUGUUCAUGGUCGGGAGCACGAGCGUCCUGCCCCGUAUGGUGGACGAAGCUUGCUUUCCGAAAGGGAACGACCCCCUGUCCGACCGCCACCGACUGAUCGUGAGCGAGACAACCGGGACGUAGGGCCUGGAUCACGGGCUCCUCCUGCCGGCGAAUCGACCACACAUGACGUCUCUGUUUUUCAGAAGAAGGACUCUUCGGUCCCGCCGUCGCAAGUUGCCAUAAACCCGGCGCGCGCGGCAUUGAUAGAAGGUGGCGCAGAGCCACGGCACCCUUCGCCCAUGAGGAGUUCCACCCAGGAUAGGCCUACAAGAUCUUCUCGUCCAGCCUCUCCGCGAAGGGAAGAUGAUCGACGGCCGUACCCACGGCGUGAUCCCGACGAACGGUCCUACGCUAGCCAACGGACUGACCCGUCGACGACUCGCCAAGCCUCCUACACUUCGUCAGCGGCGGAACCUCCAUCAGGUGGCCGCUCUACUGGCGCCGGCGGCUACUCGAGGGAUUCGAGACAAGCUCCACCUAUUGACAUGCAACAUGGUCGUCUCGAGCAGGAAACCUCGCAGAGACCACCUAGUUCGACAAAUGCUGACCGCUCUACAGAGGUUGACGUGCCGUCCGGUCCUCGAAACAGACCUGCCUCAGGACCAGGACCCAGGUUGCGGGGACCUCCAUUGAACACGCAAGCGUCACCAUCUGAGCGACCGACUCCUACUGGGCCUUCUAGACGUCACGGGCGCACUAGCUCGUAUACCGACGGACCAUCCGCGCCAGGUACACCGGCAGACGCUGUAGGUGUGCAUCCUUCUCGUCUUAACCGGAUCGAUCCAGCUGGAGGCGACACAUCACGGCCAACAGAGGGACAACAACACCAAAACCAUCCAAGCGGCGCUCCAGCAGGGCCUAGAGGUAAUGCUCCUCCUGGAGCACCCUCUGGACCUUCGCCGACGACUAGAGGUCCUCCUUCUGGCCCGCAUGGAGGUGAUAUGGGUGGACAAGGUGGACGCAACAACCGGCAUCCCCUCACAGCGGUCAACAACACUCUCGCGCAAGCCGGUACCUCAAUCCGAGGACGAGGCGGUAUGAGGUCGGCGCCUUCUGGUGGGUACGGCCCACAUAUGGCACCUCCUCCGCCACCACCACCACCACCACCACCACCUGGAGGGCCAUCCAGCCACGGCUCAAACUCCAAUGGCUACCCACCACAACAAGAUCUAUUUGCAUCUAGCAAUCCAAACGAUGUGCCCGUUGCCACAAGACCGCCAUCUACGCGACACGAUAGCGCGCGGGGCCCCCGGAAUGAACUCAUUGAUGACCGUGGCUCAGACAGGAGAUCAUCACGUCACUCAAGCCGGCAUGACGAGGCGCGUGGUUCAGACCGCGGAUAUAGAGGCGAAAGAGAUGGUCGAGAACCCAAAGACAGUUCUAGUAGUCGACAUGGCGGCGGCGGUGGUGUAGGACCAGACUCUUCUUCUUCGAGAAGAGAUGACCGGUCAUCGGCACGAAGAGAGAAUUACAACUCGCAGCAAGAAGCCGAUGAAAGGGCGAGGGUUGGCGGAGGAGGAUACUCUAGUAGCAGAUCGGGUCCCUCAAGAGGAGAUGAUCUGUCUCAGUCAUCGUCGCGGAAGCAUGGCAGGGGAGAUGAAGGUCCGCCGUACUCUGGUGGGAGUGGAGGCGGAAGCGGAAGCAUGGGCCACGGUGGCAAUGGCAUGGGCGGAAGGGGAGGUUCUAGAGUUGCCAGUGAGAGCAAGCGCGCUAGACGUGGACCGUGAUCAUGAUGAGGGAGGAAAUGGGAAAGGGGUCAGCAUGAAUUGGACUUUGCUGAUGAGACAGCUCUUUGUUGGUCAGACAGACGCUGCCCUGCACGUCGCUGUGUGUGCUGUUUUAGUAGUGCUGAAAUGAAUGAUAGGCAUAUUGGGAGGCGAUAAAAACACCGAGCAGUUUUCCCAAGCAUCUUACGCGUAGUACUCGA
Molecule: messenger RNA, 7487 nt
Organism: Exophiala dermatitidis NIH/UT8656
Lineage: Eukaryota; Fungi; Ascomycota; Eurotiomycetes; Chaetothyriales; Herpotrichiellaceae
Exons: 1
Coding region: 268-7287 (2339 amino acids)
Biological process (GO): mRNA export from nucleus; mRNA processing
Cellular component (GO): THO complex part of transcription export complex
Molecular function (GO): mRNA binding
Source: RefSeq, a predicted model, not a curated record